CAACGGUAGGGCAAUUAUUUCCUGCAGGCCGGGCUGGCCCGAAAAUCAGGCAUGAAUUCAACUCGGGCGUUUUCAAAGCGAAGCGUGUGUAUAGGAAACAAUAUGGACGCUCAAAAUUGAAAAAUAUUCGGAUUUAUUUGGUUGAAAGUGAGACAUUGUUGCAGAAUCUCAAGCCAAUAAUCUUUCAAUAUUUUGCCAAGAUACUAUCCUUGCUUAGAAAGUAGAGAUUGCUGGGACAUUUGAUUGAAUAUCGCAAAUGAGUUCCACAGCAUCGAAGGUAAGGAGCGGGAAACUGCUCGAACAUGAAAUCUGAGUGGAUUUUUAGAUUUUAUAUUUGUAUACAAUUUUUACUAGUGAAGGAAAAAUUUAAAAGAUUAUAUAUGUAGUUGAUUCAGUCUUCUGUAAUACUCUAACCUAAGCUAAGUGCUGAAAGAUUUAGGGGUCACGUCCAUAUUCAUGUUGCCACGCAUAACGUCGAAUCGACGUUAACACUCAAACCCACCCACCUACCCUAAAUAACGUCGAGCGUGGCAGUCACAUUGUUCAAAAUCUUCACAAAAUUGUAAUUUUGCCACGAGAUUAUCGAGAUAACGUCGAGAGAAUUGAGAUAAACCCACCCACCCACCUACUCAUAACGUCGAUUCGACGUUAUGCGUGGCAAUAUGAAUAUGGACGUGACCCCUUAUACUAUAAGAUAAUAAUUAAACUAUAUCAUUUUAAUAAAUAUUAGGUAGCAGAUAUAUUCACAGCAGCAGGCGCUGCUUUUAAUCGUCUUGGGGAACUAACAGUUCAACUUCAUCCUCUUACAAGCGAUGGUUCAACACAAACAAGGUGAGUCAAGAAAUAAUCUCGAGCAAUUAGUGCCCUGAGUGUAGGUAACAAUGAUAACAAGAUGGCUGCAGCUUUCGGGUCGGUAGGUUGGAAAUAAAUUUUUUUUUUUGAAUAUGUUUUCAUGGUUUUGGCGGUUUUUUGCUGGGCGAUUUUUAGUAGAGUCCCAACAUCAAUAUUAACUAGAGAUGCGUAUUUCCUAUGGACGAAUUUAGGCAAUUUGGUUAAAUUAUUAGUGUGACAACAGAUGCCAUUUUGGCACGCUGUAUGAGCAGCCUGCAACCACCCAGAGAAAAUAGGGACGCACGGUCAAUCACAUUGAAAAAAUAAUAGGGUCGGCAGAAAAAAAUAGGGUCCGUCGGGAACUGGAACCAAGUAUUUUUUUUCUCUGAGAGAGAUGCAACUUCCUGAAAAAUACAAGCUCAACGUUUCAUUCGUCGGGAAGGGCCUUCAGGUAGUUGUAUCUCGCAAUCUGCAGCUGAAUAAAGACAUUCAUUUCGUGGCUAGAAUAGGGAGGUAAAAAAUUAUCUGGACAUACCAAUUUUCACUAACCCCCAAACUAAUGUAUCGUCAUUUGUUAAAAUGUUCGGUAAGAUUUUUGUAAAUUUAUCAAAAUUUUUGCUAUAACUAUUACUUUUUAGUCAGAGCCACUCAAAUAUUGUCACUGACUACGAAAACAAUUUGCCGCCGAUAAAUUGUCAUUUUGCCGAGAAGAUGUUUUCAGGAGGGAUGUCACACCUCACACUCUAUAGCGACAGCCCUGAUCUGAAUAGGCUUGUAACUUUUCCGAACAGUGCAAUUUUCUAAAAGUUGGGGGUUGCCCCAAUACCCCCUUGCUAGACCCUAGAUACAUCAUCACCCGUACCCUAAUCCAGACUGGAUUCCUAUCUCUAGUUUGUCUGCAUAGUUUCUCUUGUGUUUAAUCUAAAGAUGACAUGAUGGUUCAUCUCUAGAAUACCUCAGAUUUUGUUUCCUUGUGAUUUAGUGGCAAGUGGGGUGAAACAGAGAUAGAAAUGUUGCGAGAUGCCGUCAAGAGAUUUGGAGAAGACCUGAAAAAAAUCAGUGAGAUUAUCACAACUAAAUCCAUGUAUGGCUAGUAGAUCAAUACAUUGCUUAUUCAAUUAAAUGACACUACCUAAAAACCAUAUCUGAAAAUACACAAAACACAAUCUUGUGAGAAGCCUUUGAAUAAGCCCUAGCCUAACAAUGACCAGAGAGCUCAGAGUUCUUACAUUUUUUUACAAGAAAGUUGGUGUAAACUGCCCUAAUCCCAGAGAGAUGCUUUUUCUGCUGCAAGUGAUUUUAAUAUGUAGGCAUAUGCUACCUAUUCAAGGUGUUUGAACAGUACAUAGCUUUGCUCUGGGUAACCUAUUUGACUGGGGAUAUACAACAAAAGAAACUACAUCGAAUACAAUAAUUAAUUAUAAUGCAUCUUCCUUAUUCGUUAGAACUCAAAUAAAAAGUGCUUUGAAACAACGUGUCUAUGAACAAAACUACGCGGAACCAUCACCCAAAAAAACUCCACAGAAAAGAACUGCCAAGGAAACCGAGGAUGCUGCGAAUGGACAGACUGACGGAGUGGCAGCUAAGAAAAUUAAACAAGGUAUGAAGUCAACAACAUUGGUGACUUUCCUGACGAAGUAACCAUGGCUGGAGACUCGAAACGUCGAGUCUUUUUCAUGCCAGAUCACACAUAAACCACUUAUGUAAGUUUGAACAAUAUCUCAAUGACAAUGUUUUUAGAGCCAGAAGAUGUCGCUUCAUCUUCAGAACAGAAAGAGAGAAAUAAAUUAACUUCACCGUCCAAAGAAACUGAUAAUGAAGUUGAUGUUGAAAGUAUCGAAGACACUGCGGCACAAAAUGCACAAAGUAUGUUGACACUGGAUCACUUCCAAACUAUUCUCCCCGAAGGACCAGUAAGGGUUGUCCUCUUAUUGCUCCAGUCUUAUUACAGGAGGAAACAGGAGUGAAAAACACAUGUACUAACAAUGUGAUGUUUCGGUUUUUAGAUGCUUCUGAAGCGGACAAAACAAGCAGUGAAGUGACGUCAUCAGAUAUAGCCUCGCCAUGAAACGGCUACGUGAUAGGACUGGAACUAUUGAGUACGACGUGGGCAAAACUCAAAAACAGUUCGUUCCACUUUGUAUAUAAGAUACGGAGCUCAUAUUGUAUACAUAUUACACAUCAAACAUUUAAAGCAAUUCUAAUGAACGGAACUAGACGAUAAGACAUCUUAUUAAGAGAUGUGUUUUUAAAGUGUAGAAACAAAUAAAAUUGUAAAUCUUAUUGUUGGGUCCUCUUA
Molecule: messenger RNA, 3130 nt
Organism: Paramuricea clavata
Lineage: Eukaryota; Metazoa; Cnidaria; Anthozoa; Malacalcyonacea; Plexauridae
Source: the annotation of a GenBank genome assembly